AUGCACUCACCCAAAGUGUCUCAUUGGAAAACAGCACUCAGAAUAGUGAGAUACACAAAACAGGCACCUGGACUUGGUCUAUUAAUGCCACUUGAUGACGCAAGUCAGUUGCUUAUUAUGGUUCUGAUUGAUGGUUGCUUGGAGACUGGAAGAUCAGUUACUAGAUAUCUAGCAAAGUUUGGAGGGGCAUUGGUUUUCUUGGAAGUCAAAAAAAGAAAAAGGAAACUGUGUCAAAAAAGCCCAGUUGAAGCAGAAUUCAGGAGUACGGCUUCAUGUGCAGCUGAAGGAGAAAAUCAAUCGAGGAAUGCUGAAACUGAACAUAUACAUACCAAAGAGCAGUUAGCAGAUUUGUUUACAGAGAGUCUUGAAAAAGCUCAACAUCAGCAUUUGUUGAGCAGGCUUAGAGUCAAGAACCUGUUUCAACCAUAG
Lycium ferocissimum is the source of this 429-nucleotide messenger RNA. RefSeq lists its product as uncharacterized. The record is from RefSeq and is a predicted model, not a curated record. The transcript is spliced from 2 exons. Bases 1 to 429 code for a protein of 142 amino acids. NCBI's taxonomy places the organism in Eukaryota, Viridiplantae, Streptophyta, Magnoliopsida, Solanales, Solanaceae.